Messenger RNA from Odocoileus virginianus texanus, 6802 nucleotides. The record is from RefSeq and is a predicted model, not a curated record. Lineage: Eukaryota; Metazoa; Chordata; Mammalia; Artiodactyla; Cervidae.
UAUUUUAUUUUUUUUGUGUGUACACUUUUAGUUUUAUUGUAACAAAGCAACUUGUACACUUUUAACGUUUAAAACUGAGCAUCAUCUUUCCUUUCCAGUAAAACAGAAAGAAAAAUUUAAAAAUAAACAGGAACAAAAUUACAAUAGAGAAAUGUCAAUUGAAAAUAAGAUCCUACAGGUUCUGCUGAUUCUCCCAUCAAGUGGCAGGGCUCAAGUCAUCAUUAGGAGAGAAUUUUAUUUUAAAAGUGUCAUCUUAAACUGCAAGGAUGUCCGUUAAACAUCACAAUUAAACAUGCCAAAGGAGAAGCCAUGUUGUCAAAAUGCCCACUUAACCCACCCAACAUCUCAAACCCACCCAUUGCUGACCUUCUAUAACCCCAUUUUUUUAAAGUUUUUUUUUUUCUUUUUCUAAACAAGAGAAAGUAGACAGAUACAUGUUGGUAAAUGCUAACUGUCCAUAUUCACAUAGAGACACAGUGUAAUCUCUGAGCCCAAUAUACAGAGAAAGGAGGAAAAAAGCUAGAAUUCUAUGCACUACUACACAGGGGCCUAGCACCCUCCAGCUUCCAGCAGAGCUAAGGGAGCAGAAGGUUUUUCUUUUUUUCCCACAGAGCAUGGUGGUGUUGAUUCCAUAGUUUUUGUUGAGACAGGAAGGGAUAAAAAUGAAUUUGAGACAGAAAGGGGUAGAGAUACUUUUCCCACUGAAUUCUUCUCAAGAUAUUUUCCCCUCCCCCCCAAAUAAGUUGUGAACCAUGGUAUAAAGGAGAAAAGAGACCUCAAAAACAGGGCAACUGAGCACAAGAGGAGCACAAAAAAAAAAAAAAAAAAAAAAAGACUGCAACUUGCUCCCAGGGACUGGAGAAAAUUAAAAAAGGUUGGAAACCAUCAGUGUUCCAUUAGUCAUCUUUUCCUUCAUCUUCCACUCCUUCCUCCCCCUCAUCAUCUUCAUCUUCUUCACCUUCAUCCUCAUCCCCUUCUUCAUCAAUAUCUUCCAAUCCUUCCUCCUCUUCAUCAUCGUCGUCGUCCUCUUCUCCUUCCCCUUCCUCAUCAUCCAUGUCAGGAACCAAGUAGUACUGUAAUGGAUUUGGCUAAAUAUCAUCUUUGAUGACCUCUCCUAAUUCAUCUGCACCUGCAUCAGAAUGAUCAGUAAACCAGGUGAAGAAGCUUUCUGGUUCCUCAUGCUGUCUCUUCCUGCUGGCUUUAUUCUGUGUUUGACUUGAUCAUUUCAUCAAAUCCUUUCCAGAUUUCCAUUUGAUUUCAGUGGACUUUGAAGAUGGAUCACCACUCUCAUUCAGAUGAAAUUCUUUGGAGAGAAUUUUAUUUUCAAAGUAAGAGUUUUCAUCAAAAUAAAAAUCUAUUCUGUAACCUGAUUUAAUGUCUUCAAAUUCUGUCACUUCAACUCUUGUCAAAUAAUGCAGCGCCUCUUCAUCCUCCUCCCCAAGCAGUGCAGACACUUGUGGAUGGUUAACAAAUGUUGUUACCCCAAAAUUGGGGAUUUUGGGGAUCAAUUCUGACCUCUUCUGAAAAAAUGGUUGGCGGAUUUUGUUAUAUUUCUGUUCUACUUUCAAAAUCUCCUCACUGGCUUGUUCAUUAAGUCUGUCUAUUUCAUUUUGUACUUCAUCAAUAUGUUCAAUUGCUUCUUGCUGUUCUUUUUCUUCCUUUGGCAAAUUUGAAGAAGCAGAUGCCUCGUCUGGCCUGGAGGCAGGAGUCAGCCUGGCUUUCUUCAGUUUCUUCGCUUGGGGUGGAAGAGAAGACUGGUGUUUGGGGGCCAUGCUGGGGAAAAAAAGCCAAGAACCCUCCCAGGAGAAGAAAGAGGAACUGCGAGCUCAGAGAACUCCCCACUUUAUUUCUGAGUCCUUUUUUCUUUAUUCUUCUGUGGCACCGCUCCCUCAGGUCCCAGCCAUGCCCAGCCUCAGAGUAUGCUCUGAAGAGGCAGCAGUGGAGCUCUCAGUUCCUGGACCAUCCCCUUGGGCCCCUAGAGCCCAGUCCUGUGUGGAGUGAUGCUCCUGCCAAGACCCACCCUGGAUCUGCACUUCACGGUUCCCUCUGUUAUGACGCUGAGCCAGGAGCCACCUCCCCUCACCAGCAGCCAGGCUGGGACACCAGGACUAAGGGCCAGGAGUUUGUUCAGAAGGAAGACACUUCUGAGGACUUGGAAUCACAGGUAGAAAUAUCAGACAGCUCUGGCAGUGAUGCUCCACAGACACCUGAGCUUGGAGGACUCCGUGGUGGUGUAGAAGAAAGGGACUGGGGGGUCCUUGAGGACGAGAGGCAGGUGCACCACCCUCACCCGGAGGGGGCCUUCACUCUAGUGCAGAUGCUUCUCAGGAGCCCCUCAGGAGCGGGAGAGGUGGACUGUGGUGAAAUCAAGAGCAGCUGCAGCCGGAGCCCAAGCCCAGUGGAGUGUCAGGGGCCUCCUGCAGUGGGGAGGCCCCAUCCAUGUGGCAUACAGAGCCUGCCCUGCAGCCUGGACCUGCCCAGCUGCACAGGACUUCAUGUGGCCGAAAGCCCGUUCAUAUGCAGCGAGUGUGGGAAAACCUUCCAAGGAGACUCCGAUCUUACUCAGCAUCAGACAGUGCACCCUGGACACAAGUCCUUCAUCUGUAACGAGUGUGGAAGGCUCUUUAGCACACACACAGUCUUCCUCCAGCACCAGCUCACCCACCAUGGGGAGAAGUUGCAUGUAUCUUCUGAGUGUGGGAAGGCCUUCUGCCAGAGCCUCAGCCUUAAAAAGCCCCAGAAGUCCCAUGUGAGCGAGAAGCCCUACGAAUGCAGUGAGUGCGGGAAAACCUUCAGGCGCAGCUCCAACCUCACCCAGCAUCAGAGAAUCCACUCUGGCGAGAAGCCGUAUGUGUGUCAUGCCUGUGGGAAGGCCUUCAGGCGCAGCUCCAACCUUGUCAAGCACCAGAGGGUCCACACAGGGGAGAAGCCCUUUGAGUGUACUGAGUGUGGCAGGGCCUUCAGCCAAAGCUCACACGUGAGGAAGCACCAGAGAGUCCAUAGUGGGGAGAGGCCUUACUCAUGUAGUGAGUGUGGCAAGCCCUUCAGCCGGGUGUCCAACCUCAUCAAACACCACAGGGUCCACACGGGGGAGAAGCCCUACAAGUGCAGUGACUGUGGGAAGGCCUUCAGCCAGAGCUCGAGCCUCAUCCAGCACCGGAGGAUCCACACCGGGGAGAAGCCUCAUGUGUGUGCUGUGUGUGGCAAGGCCUUCAGCUACAGCUCGGUGCUCCGAAAGCACCAGAUCAUCCACACAGGGGAGAAGCCGUAUGCGUGCGGCGUCUGUGGGAAGGCCUUCAGCCACAGCUCUGCACUCGUGCAGCACCAGGGUGUGCACACGGGCGACAAGCCCUACGAGUGCCGCGAGUGUGGAAAGACCUUUGGCCGCAGCUCCAACCUCAUCCUGCACCAGCGGGUCCACACGGGAGAGAAGCCCUAUGAAUGCACUGAGUGCGGGAAAACCUUCAGCCAGAGCUCAACUCUCAUUCAGCAUCAGAGGAUCCACAACGGGUUGAAACCCCACGAGUGUAACCAGUGUGGCAAAGCCUUCAACCGGAGCUCCAACCUCAUCCACCACCAGAAGGUCCACACUGGAGAGAAGCCCUACACCUGCGUCGCAUGUGGGAAGGGCUUCAGCCAGAGCUCGCACCUCAUUCAGCACCAGAUCAUCCACACGGGCGAGAGGCCCUAUCAGUGUGGUCAGUGUGGGAAGUCCUUCAGCCAGCGCUCCGUUCUCAUCCAGCACCAGCGGAUCCACACGGGGGUGAAGCCCUACGACUGCACGGCUUGUGGAAAAGCCUUCAGCCAGCGCUCCCACCUGCUGCAGCACCAGAGGACGCACACUGGGGAGAGGCCCUAUGUGUGCGGUGUGUGUGGCAAGGCCUUCAGCCAGAGCUCAGUGCUCAGCAAGCACAAGAGGAUCCACACGGGCGAGAAGCCCUAUGCGUGCCAUGAAUGUGGAAAGGCCUUUCGAGUGAGUUCGGAUCUCGCUCAGCAUCACAAGAUACACACAGGGGAGAAACCACACGAGUGUCUCGAAUGCCGCAAGGCCUUCACGCAGCUCUCGCACCUCCUGCAGCACCAGCGCAUCCACACUGGCGAGCGGCCAUACGUGUGCGGUGUGUGUGGCAAGGCCUUCAACCACAGCACGGUGCUGCGCAGCCACCGGCGGGUGCACACGGGGGAGAAGCCACACGAGUGUGCAGAGUGUGGUCGCGCCUUCAGCGUGAAGAGGACCCUGCUCCAGCACCAGCGGGUGCACACCGGGGAGAAGCCCUACGCUUGCGGCGAGUGUGGCCGCGCCUUCAGUGACCGCUCUGUCCUCAUCCAGCACCACAGCGUGCACACUGGCGAGAAGCCGUACGAGUGUGGUGAGUGCGGCAAAGCCUUCCGGCACCGCUCCACCCUCCUGAACCACGAGCGCAUCCACACGGAGGAGAAGCCCUACGGCUGCUACGCCUGCGGCAAGGCCUUCGUGCAGCACUCCCACUUGACCCAGCACCAGCGGGUCCACACUGGGGAGAAGCCCUACGUGUGCAGCGAGUGCGGCCAUGCCUUCAGUGCCCGCAGGUCCCUGGUCCAGCACCAGCGGGUCCACACCGGCGAGCGGCCCUUCCGCUGUGCACAGUGUGGCAAGGCCUUUAGCUUGAAGGCCACGCUGAUUGUGCACCUGAGGACCCACACGGGCGAGAGGCCUUACGAGUGCAGCCGUUGCGGCAAGGCCUUCAGCCAGUACUCGGUGCUCGUGCAGCACCAGCGCAUCCACACAGGCGAGAGGCCUUACGAGUGUGGGGAGUGCGGCCGCGCCUUCAACCAGCACGGCCACCUCAUCCAGCACCAGAAGGUGCACAGGAAGCUGUGACCUUGCCUGCAUGUGAAGCCACACUUGGGAACUCGGGAAGCCCUGGGAAGCCUCCAGUCCGGGCGAAGCCCCUGCCAGUGACACCCAGUGUCACCGAGGAACUCACGGGCAGCACUGAAGCGUCUCUGGAAGAACUUCAGAGGAUGCCUCAUUUGCUUCUCUCACCGUCUUGAAGUCACGUCGCAGAGUAGUUUCACAGUGGUAGUGAGUUUUGCAGACGUGAAGGUGGCCCUACUUGCUCGGAAGUUCUCCCCGCUCCUGUACUUGGUCUCAGCUGCCGAUGGUACCAGUGUUGUGAAGGUAAUAGGAGACUGCAGAGGCGGUCUAGUGAGGUGGGGAAGGCCUGGUGCUGAUGUUUCUGGGGAAGUGGUAGAGAAGUGGCUGACUGCAGGGCUGUUGGUGAGGACAGGCAUUGCUGAGGGGUCCUGGUGAGCACGUGGUGACAGGAAGGAGUCAUUGUGAGUGUCGACAGUAGGGGAGGUGAUGGUUUGGGUCUGGUGAAGAAAACGCAUAUUGACCAGCAUGGAGUCAGGGGAUGGGGAAAAGGUGAUGAUUUUAGGGUGGAGUAUUGUGUGGACAAGUGAUGACGAUGGGCCAGUGGGUACAGGGCAGGCAAAGUCCCAGCCACUGGUGCCCAUAGCCUUAUUUUCCUUCCCACCACCCCAGCUCUUCAAUGAUGCACUUCGACUAGCUGUGUCUUACAAAUAGAACUCCCGGGACCUCAUGGACAAGGUUUUGCAGGAGCUUGAGGUAGGUCCAGCACAAGUGUCAGCCGGCAUGGAGAAAAUGGAUUCUCUCCAUAGGGGUGCAGUGCAGAAGCCAGUAGACUGACUUUGCAGGCAGAACAUGCUCAUUGUGGGCAUGGCCCCUAGAGGUGUCGGAGCUACAACUGGGCAAAUGCAAGGCCAGGCCUCACCUGCUGCCUGUUCACAGAACACUGACUUGGAACAGAAGGAGGAGGAUGUGCCAGACAGAGCAGCAUGGCCACAUCCAGAGCCCUUCUCCCUCCUGAGCCACAGGAGGCCUCUCCACGGCCCACCUGGUGGAGGGGGGCCGUUCAGAAGACCCCUCCCUUGAGAAUCCUUCAGCUCUCAGUUGAGACAGACCUCCAGGCUGUCCCCUGCUCUACCUCCUACAAACCCAGCUGUCCUGGUUGCACCGCCCUCCCCUCCACCCCCCCACUUCCAUGGCCUGUGAAACCUGACCUUCCACAUGGUUCCCUCCCCUGUGGGUCGGCGUCAGAACAUGCCACUAACAGGUGUAAGGCCCAUAACAGACCCUGAAGCCAAAUUAGGGAUGGACCCUCCAGGCCUGUGGGACAGUAAAGAGAAUCAGGGAAUAUUCUAAAAGGAUCUUUAGGUGUCUUAUUUCUCCCCCUCUGAGAACUGAUGUCAGGGCCUAUUCAUUGCAUUUCCACCAGGGGGUUGGUUUCUGAUUCCUGACUUUUUCCUUUUUAAUCUCUCAACUAAGCCAAUCAUUUUAAGAAAAUGAUUUUGAACGGAGAGCUGUUUGUUCCAUAAGUUUUUGUAGAACUCUUCUGGAUACGGCCAGUACAUUGAUGAACAGCGAGGCCAAGAUCACAGGCCCAAGUUUGCUAGUGAAAGCAGGUUCCUGGUCUGUCCAUACACAAUAAUAUACAAACGUCAUUGUGAACAUCAAGGGUCAGUAAAGGCACAUCACAGGCAUUUGCAUUAUAAGAAAUUGACUUUAGGAAAACUUAUUUAAAAAACCCAUAUUUCAACAUAAGAGGCUUUUCUUCAUUUUUCUGAGGACUAGUGUGGACACUAGCUCCUUGGGUGGCAGGGCUGCUAAGAACUGUCAUGCUGCCUUUUCCAUUUAUCUCCAGGACUUGUCGCUCACUAGAAUGCUUUUAUGAUCAUCUUGUACAUCAUUUCCAUUAAAAAUUUUUUAAAAUUUAUAAUAAAGGUUGAAUUACAUAAA